UACACCGCUGUGCCCCAGCCCCACCCCACUCGCCUGUCGGCUUCAAAAUUCAAAGCUCAUCCGAAAAAUCCCCUCCGGAUUUAAUUAAAUACAACUAAUUUUAGUAAUAAUCGAAUUAUAAUCAUAGCUGUAAGUUACUGUUCCAUGCAUGAAUCAGCGUACGACAGCAGAUGAAUAAUUUGACGCAAAUCCAACAGAUUUUCCGGAGUGGUGAGAAAAACAGACACUAGGGUUGUCGUGUUCUUGGAGAUCGAUAAUCUUUAUCUUUCCAAACCCAAUUUCUUUCUUUCUUUCUUUCUUUCUUUCUUUCUUUCUUUCUUUCUUUUUGGUUAGUUGUCUCUUUCUGUUUCUAUAUCCACCCCACCCCGUAUGGUUGAUGCAUAUGCAUGUAUAAUGUAUCUAUGUAUCACCGGAGAAAUUUCAACUGACUUUUCCAAUAAAAAUAGAAGAAUUUCUGUGAGGGUUAAAGAAUAAAUCUGGGCUUUACUUGUUCAGAGAUAAGAAUCCUUUUGAGUGGAUAAAGUCGCAGUCUUGCAGAAGUUGUGGGAAGAUUGAAGAUAAAGGAAAGUGCACAUUCGGGGGAGACUGAAAAAGGGAAAGAACAGAAGAUCGCCCGAGAUCGAAUUGCCGGAAAGCGGAAUGGCGACGGCGGCGGAGCCACCGAACGGAAUUUGGGCGCCGGGAAAGCAUUAUUACAGAAUGUGGCAAACAGUGUUUGAAGUGGAUACUAAGUACAUUCCGAUCAAGCCCAUAGGUAGAGGGGCGUACGGGGUUGUCUGUUCGUCGGUGAACAGGGAGAGUAAUGAGAAAGUGGCAAUCAAGAAGAUCAAUGAUGUGUUCUCCAAUAGAACUGAAGCCCUGAGGACUCUAAGGGAGUUGCAGCUUCUUCGUCACAUUAGGCACGAGAAUGUGAUCGCCUUGAAGGAUGUUAUGAUGCCCGUUCAUAGGAGAAGUUUCAAUGAUGUUUAUUUGGUUUACGAGUUGAUGGAUACCGAUCUGAAUCAUAUCAUCAAGUCGUCUCAGCCCCUCUCCAAUGAUCACUGCAAGUAUUUUCUUUUCCAGCUGCUUCGAGGUUUGAACUAUCUCCACUCGGCUAACAUUCUGCACCGGGACUUGAAGCCGGGGAAUCUCCUCGUCAAUGCCAAUUGCGAGCUGAAGAUAUGUGAUUUUGGGCUAGCUAGAACGAGCCGGGAUAAUGGACAGUUCAUGACUGAAUAUGUAGUCACUCGUUGGUAUCGAGCACCAGAGCUACUUCUUUCGUGUGAUAACUAUGGAACCUCGAUUGAUGUGUGGUCUGUUGGGUGCAUAUUUGGUGAGCUUCUUGGCAGGAAACCCCUCUUUCAAGGGUCCGAGUGCCUCAACCAGCUUAAACUCAUCAUCAAUGUUCUUGGUUCCCAACCCGAAGCUCAUCUCCAGUUUAUAGACAACUCGAAGGCCAAGAAAUUCGUUCGAUCCCUCCCAUUCUCCCGAGGAAUCCACUUCUCUUCUCUGUUCCCCCAGGCCGAUCCUUUGGCGUUAGACUUGUUGCAGCAGAUGCUUGUUUUUGAUCCAUCGAAACGAAUCACAGUUACAGAAGCUCUCCAUCACCCUUACCUUUCAGACCUUUACGAUCCGCUUCAUAACCUGCCUGCCCGCUUUCCUCUAAAUCUCGACAUUGAUGAGAGCAUUGGAGAACCCGUGAUUAGAGAGUUGAUGCUGAGAGAGAUGCUUUAUUACCAUCCCGAAGCUGCUUACGCAGACGCAUUUUACUAAUUCUUUUAAUUCAAGAAGAUGAAUAAGAAGAAGCCUGCAGGAUAUAUGAGGAGCAGAAGAGGAUUCUCUUAUCAAUCUCACCAAGUUUAGGACUUUGAAUGCAUCAUUGGAUGAUUCUGUUUAUCUUAGUGCUUGUUCUUUUCUUUUUUAAAAAAAAAUAAAAAAAAUCUAUGCAUUGUGUCAAUGAAUGUCUGAGAACCUUCUGUUGUAAUUCAUAGUUUUUGUAAUGACAGAUCAAUCUCUAACAUGUUAUUAAUGAGUAAUUUUCACUUCAAAUUAAUGACCA
Molecule: messenger RNA, 2038 nt
Organism: Ipomoea nil (Japanese morning glory)
Lineage: Eukaryota; Viridiplantae; Streptophyta; Magnoliopsida; Solanales; Convolvulaceae
Product: mitogen-activated protein kinase 7-like
Exons: 3
Coding region: 640-1752 (370 amino acids)
Biological process (GO): protein phosphorylation; intracellular signal transduction
Cellular component (GO): nucleus; cytoplasm
Molecular function (GO): ATP binding; MAP kinase activity
Source: RefSeq, a predicted model, not a curated record